AGGUGAAGCUGCCUGACGCGCCUUUAGUAUUUGCCGGGGCCUUUGGUGGACCGUUUGGCAUUUUCAUCUUCACACCACUCCGGAAUGCUUUGACGCUGGCGAGCCAGAAUUCCAUUGCAACAGCAGGUGAGCUCUACUUGGAUGUCUUUGCGGGUGGCUUUGCAAGUGGAUGGACCGGAGGAAUGGCCUGCGUUCUACCAAGCAGCCCGCAAUUCAUCGUCAUGGGACCUCUGUUCCAUCUCUUGAAGGAGCUGCUCAAUUCAGCCGUUUUGGCAGUUGUUUGCUGCGCAAUUGCUGAAAGCUGCAUCUCCUACUCGUCGCAGACUUUGAACGCGCAGAUGGCCUUCAAUGCCGACCAAGAACUAGCCGGGUCAAAGGACCAGGUGGAGCUUUGGAACCCUUUUGUGCCAAUUGGACCUGGUUCCUCAGUUCACAUGCUGCGAUCCUUGGCAAAGACUGACCGGAGAGGAAAUUUUGUGGCGCUGAGUGGGCUGAGAGUCUUCUCAAGGCCAUGCCAGGAUGUCCUGGCCAAAGCUGCUAACUUCUUGGGCCUGCAGCUGCCGCAAGGACCACAGGAGUUUUUUGGAGAUUUCAUAGCAUCAAUGGGGGCAGCUAUUCUCAGCGCUCCGUUGAACCAGCUGUACAACUUUUCUGUGACCUCCAAUGAAUUCAUGGGAUCUGGCUUCGUGGAUAAGCUCAUUUUGUCCAGGGCGUAUUUAGUGCAGACCUAUUUGGUUUUCGAUCUCGAGGGCCAUGUGGUAAGUGUUUCGCCAACGCUUUGUCGGGACCUCUUCAUGCGCUGCGCCUACAUUGCAAAUCUCUACGCUUUGUUUGGUCUCAUUGAGCGGCUGGCGGUUGCUUUAUGGCGGCGAUGCCAUAGGUCAAGGCUCAGCAAUUGAUUGCUAUUGCAAGCGGUGAA
Durusdinium trenchii is the source of this 919-nucleotide messenger RNA. NCBI's taxonomy places the organism in Eukaryota, Dinophyceae, Suessiales, Symbiodiniaceae. The record is from the annotation of a GenBank genome assembly.